AUGUCAGACCCUUACAACUCCGCACCCCCAAACUACGGCGGGCAAUCUCAGCAGCCUCAAUACAACCAACAAGGCAGCUACAAUCAACAACCACAGCACGGCCAGCAGCCUCAACAACAGCAAGGCUACGGCGCACCAGAAGGCUACGGCCCACCGCGCCGUCAGGACUCCUACGGCCCCCCUCAACACGGCGGCUUCCAGCACGGCACGCAAGGCAACCAAUUCGGCACCUACGACGCCUCAAACCCCCAAGGCCACUCCCAAUACUACGGCCAGCACCAAGGCUACGGCUACCCUUCCCCCCACCAGCAGGGGUACGGCCAACAACCCUCCUACCCCAACGACCCGAAUGCGCAGAAUACGCAGCAGCCUGGAGGUGCGCAGUAUCCUGUCGACCCGAACGCACCACCACAUGAUCCCAACAACCCUGAAGGAGAUAGGGGCUUGCUUGGUGCGAUAGGAGGAGGGCUGGCAGGACAUUAUGGCGGGAAGAAAUAUGGAAAUCAUGGGUUCCUUGGGACGAUCGCUGGGGCGGUCGCAGGGAGCAAAUUGGAGGACAAGUUCAAGGGACAUCAUAGUGGUGGGGGAAGUCAUCAUGGGAGCAGUCACGGGAGCAGUCAUGGGGGAAGCAGCUGGGGUGGGAAGUGGUAG
Bacidia gigantensis is the source of this 651-nucleotide messenger RNA. RefSeq lists its product as uncharacterized. Bases 1 to 651 code for a protein of 216 amino acids. The transcript has a single exon. The record is from RefSeq and is a predicted model, not a curated record. Lineage: Eukaryota; Fungi; Ascomycota; Lecanoromycetes; Lecanorales; Ramalinaceae.